Tarenaya hassleriana is the source of this 634-nucleotide messenger RNA. Its product is annotated as probable histone H2A.3. Gene Ontology annotation, cellular component: nucleosome. The record is from RefSeq and is a predicted model, not a curated record. The transcript has 2 exons. Gene Ontology annotation, molecular function: structural constituent of chromatin; DNA binding; protein heterodimerization activity. Bases 69 to 464 code for a protein of 131 amino acids. NCBI's taxonomy places the organism in Eukaryota, Viridiplantae, Streptophyta, Magnoliopsida, Brassicales, Cleomaceae.
UUCCUCGAAAGCGGUUUCCAUUUUUCUCUCCGUUGUGAUAUUUCGAGAGAAAGCUCCCGGCUGUGGUAAUGGCGGGUCGAGGAAAAACUCUGGGAUCUGGGGCGUCGAAGAAGGCUACAUCGCGUAGCAGCAAGGCUGGGCUUCAAUUUCCCGUGGGUCGUAUCGCUCGGUUCCUCAAGGCUGGGAAGUACGCCGAGCGUGUCGGAGCAGGUGCUCCGGUUUAUCUCGCCGCCGUUCUGGAGUAUCUCGCUGCCGAGGUUCUUGAGCUCGCUGGAAAUGCGGCAAGAGACAACAAGAAGACCCGUAUUGUGCCUCGGCACAUUCAGCUUGCGGUGAGGAACGAUGAGGAGCUGAGCAAGCUUCUGGGCGACGUCACCAUUGCCAAUGGAGGGGUAAUGCCCAACAUUCACAAUCUCCUCCUCCCCAAAAAGACUGGUUCUUCAAAGCCUGCCGAUGAAGAUUAAGCUUGCAAUUCUGUACUCUGGAACCCACGAUGUUAGUUAGGACAAUGUUCCUUUUAGCCCUUUUUUUUCAUUUCAUUAGACAGUGGUGAUUGCAAGCUUCCUUCUGGUUGUGUGAAUAAAACGAGUAUCUUUUUCAAAGUAAUGAAAGAAGCUUUGUCUUUUUUUUUCCC